AUGCUUUAUGCAAACAAGCUAUUUCUACAUGCACAACAAAUGGAACAAAUUGUGUUGGAAUUACGUUAUGCUCAGAAACUAACACUGAUGGAGGUUGUGUUAAUAAUAUACAAAAUAUAUCAUCUUUAUAAUCAAUUUUUAAUAAUCCAAACACUUACCUCACAUGAUACUUAUUUAAAUUAAUUUAAGUUCAUGUGUUAGAAUGUACUCUAUUUUUUAUAAUGGUUGUUUUAUAAAAUUCAUUUGAAAAAAUAACUGAAAAAAUAUUAUCAUUCCAUGAUCGAUGGACUUAUUGANGUAAAUUCUGGAGGUACCGCUUGCUAAACUAUGGUAUCUAAAUGUGCUGAUUAAACUUCAACUACUUGCCUUUACUCUGUUGAAGGAGAAUGUGUAGUAGUAGGAACAUCAUGCGUACGAAAGACAUGCGAUACUGCAGCAACAGAUGCUACUCGGGAUGAUGACUCUGAAUGUUCAGCUUACUAAUAAUCUUGUACUGUUGCUAGAUUAGGAGCUUGCCAAGCCAGAGCAGCUUGUGGUGCUUACAAAUCUUCGCUCUAAUGUAAGUUUAAUACCAGCGGUGGAAAAUGCUUUUGGAAUCCAACUAAUAAGACAUGUGUUGAUUUGAAUUGUGGUAACAUUGAAGCCACAACCUCAUACGAUACUCAUAAUGAAUGUGUUGCUGUUGAUUCAACACUUGCUUGCACAGUCAGAGCUACAAAUGCUGCAGCUGUUUAAGGUUGUAUGGCAAGAGGAGCAUGCGCUUCAUAUACCAUUGAAGAACAAUGCAAAACUAAUGCAAGUAAUGGUGUUUGUGUUUGGAAUACAAAUGCAAAUUUAUCUUCACCUGCUUGCCAAGAUAAAUCUUGUACUAGUGCUCCGACUUCCACUACAACCCAUAAUGAUUGUUUUGCUUAUUAUAAUACAGCAACAGUAAGAUGUACCGUUGUUGCUACUCCAAGCAAUAGUGGCGGUAGUCCAACUUUAGGAGGAUGUUAAUAGACUGCUGCUUGUUCAAGCUAUAUUGAUAAAGAAUAGUGUUAAAUAAAUGCCAAUGGAGAACCAUGUGGAUGGAAUGGUACUUAAUGUGCUGACAAAGCUUGCUCUACUGCUCCUGCAACUACAGAUUAUGAUGAUGAUACCAAAUGUAGAGCUUACUUAUCUAAUAAAUGCACAGUCUCAGAUUCUGGAUUAGGUUGUGUAGAUAUUCCUGCAACUUGCGAAACAAUGACAUAAAAGCAAUGUUAUUAUAAUAAAGCUGGGGAUCCAUGCUAUUGGACAGGAACAGCUUGUAUUACAAAAUCAUGUGACAAUGCUCCAGAUGCAACAGCCACAGCAGAGGAAUGCAAUACCUAUUUGGCUGGAUGUACUUUAGAUAAUGUUAAAUGCAAGACUAAAGUUUGUGAAGAUUUUGCCUUUGCCACAGAUGCUUUAUGCAAACAAGCUAUUUCUACAUGCACAACAAAUGGAACAAAUUGUGUUACAAGAGGAACAUGUUUCUAAGCCUUAAGUCAAGCUGGAUGUGUUACAUCCACAACAGGUUAAUAAUGCGAAUGGAUACCAGCUGUUUUGAAUGCAUCAAAUGUCAUAACUACUCCUGCUUAUUGUACCAUUAAAAAUUGCAGCACUGCUCCUAUCACUUUAACAACUGAAGCUGCCUGUGCUGGAUACUUUACAAAUUGUACAACUAAAAAUGGUGGAGGUUGUAUUACUAAAUCAACUUGCUCAGCUGUCACUAUUGAUGUUGCUUGCACAACUGCUUUGAAUGGUACUAUUUGUGCUUGGGAUAGUGCAUAAAAUAAAUGUAGAGAUAAAGAUUGCUAAGAUUUCAGUGGAACUACUCAUGCUGCAUGUUAAGCCUAAAGAACUGGAUGCACAGCUGGAGCUAGUGGAAAAUGUGCUAGAGUAUAAAAUUGUGAGCAAACCUAAGUAAGAGCAGCUUGUAUUGAAGGAACAAAUGGACCAUGUUUAUGGAUUGAUAAAUAUGUUAACACUGAUGGAAGUAAAGGAGCUUGUUUCAGAUACACAUCAUGCAAAAGUUUAACUUGGAAUAGCGAUACUUCUUGCAAGUGGAUAAGUAAUAGAUGCACAACUAAUGGUUCAAAUUGUGUUGGAAUUACGUUAUGCUCAGAAACUAACACUGAUGGAGGUUGUGUUACUGGAUAUGAUGGAGCUUGUAUUCAAUCGGUUCCAGCUUUGAAUUCUUCAGAUCCAAAAGUUUGCAAACCAUACACAUCUUGUGCUGAUGCUUUCUACACAACUCAUUCAGAUUGUUAAAUUGCUAGUAGUAAAUGUACAACAAAUGGAACAACAGGAUGUAUUGCUUUAGGAUCUUGUUCAUCUUACACUGCAUAGGCUGGAUGUUACUUCAAUGAUAAGGGAGCUCAAUAUUCAUCUGGAGCUAUUGUAUCAACUGGAGUUUGUACUUGGGAUACUACAUCAAGUAGUUGCAGAGAUUAAUCAUGUGCAGACUUAACUGGAACUACCCAUGCAACAUGUUCAUCAUAAUUGUCAACUUGCACGUCAGAUGGAACUACAUGUUUACUCAAAGGAGCCUGUACAUCAUACACCACUUAAAUUGCUUGCACCACCGCUGUUGGAUCUGAUGGAUCAUGUUAUUGGGAACUAGCAUCUGCUACAAAUAACAACACUGCCAAAUGUAGAUUACUUACUUGUGCUGAUAUUCAAAAUGGAACAGCAACUAACGUUUGUUCUGUAGCCUUGUCAACUUGUGUUUCAAAUGGAACUGCUUGCAUUCCAAAAGCCAAUUGUUCAACCUACACAUCUAAGAUAGCCUGCAACUCAGGAGGUUUAGAUGGUAUUUGCGUAUUCACUCAAUCAACUGCAACUGGUGCUGCUGCUGGUACUGGAACUUGUGCAUUAAUGACUGCAUGUACAGUUGCAAAUAAUGAUUAAACAGCAUGCUAGGCUGCCAAAGAUAGGUGCUCUUGGACUGCUGCUUCAGGAACUGGAGCUACUGCAGUUGCGAGUAAAUGUGCCACUCAUACUUGUGCUACAAAUUAAGCUACUAAUGGAGCUUGCACAAGAUUCUUGAAUUGGGAUAAAAAGACUCAAUAAAUUUGUACUUUAGUAAGUGGAGCAUGCACAGCAACAGAUCCAUCAACAUUAUCAUCUAACGAUUGCUUCUUGGUUUCUGGAUAUACAUAUACUUGGAACGCCUCUUCAAGCAAAUGUGGAGUUUGCACUGCAGUUGUAGUCUAACCAAAUAAUUCAAACAAUAAUACUAACAAUACAGACAACAAUACAACAACAGACUCAGGGUACAUACUCGGUUUAUCAGUAGUCUUAGGAUAUCUCAUGUUCUGAGGAGAAUGAUUUUUAAAUAUAUA
This is a messenger RNA of Paramecium octaurelia, 3347 nucleotides long. NCBI's taxonomy places the organism in Eukaryota, Ciliophora, Oligohymenophorea, Peniculida, Parameciidae. The record is from the annotation of a GenBank genome assembly.